Messenger RNA from Sebastes umbrosus (honeycomb rockfish), 2628 nucleotides. RefSeq names its product lymphocyte specific protein 1 a (gene lsp1a). The record is from RefSeq and is a predicted model, not a curated record. Gene Ontology annotation, molecular function: calmodulin binding; myosin binding; actin binding. Gene Ontology annotation, biological process: muscle contraction. Lineage: Eukaryota; Metazoa; Chordata; Actinopteri; Perciformes; Sebastidae. The transcript has 14 exons. The coding region runs from base 51 to 1910 and encodes 619 amino acids.
CUGGUGAGUCUGCUGGUGUUCACACUGAAACUCAUCUAAACAAGAUCGAUAUGAAGAAAGCUGCUGUCCGUGUAUUACUACAUGUACAUGUACUGAACUGUAGUAUUUUAUCUUCACGUCUGCCGUCAAGGAUUCUUCUUCUUCUCAAGACGGAGACAAGAAGAACAAGAAGAAGAACAAGAAGAAGAAGAAGAAAAAAAGAGGCCAACAUGUCCAACGCUCUGGUGAGGAGAAACUCCAGCAAACAGGGUUUACAAAACCUUUUGAGGCUGACAGCUCAGAGGAGCGUGGAGGAUGCUGAGGAGGUGGAGAGGGAGCGCCGUCGACGAGCCCGGGAGUCUACCAGCUGGACCAGCGACGGCUCGCUACCCGGAGAGUCCUCACCGGAGGACGGGACACCGGCGGAGGAGAGCAAGUACGACGGCGACCUGAAGCCGAGCAGCUCGCUGUCUCUGGAGGAGGACGAAGGCUUCAGUGACUGGACGCAGCGUAGAGAGAGACGGAGGCAGCAGCGCCUGCAGGAGCUCAGCCAGGGAGGCGAGGAGGACGAGGACGAAGAGGAGGACUCGAUAAACAAAGCUGUACCCGUGAAGACUGCCCAGGCCUCGGUCAUGUCCUCCAGCCGACUCCAGAGACAGGAGCAUGCAAAGGAAGACAGCGCCGGGGUGGCAAUGGAGAGGAGGAAGGAGCGUGAGGAGGAGGCGAUUCGAGCUGAGAGGGUGAGGAGGGAGGAGGAAGAGGAGGACAAGAGGAAGAGAGAGGAGGUGAUGACCAGGAGGAGGGAGGAGAUUCAGAGGCCGAAUACAGAGGUGGAGAAAAGAAAAGAAGUUAAAAUCUCCUACACGUCCAAGGUGUUCCUUCACCAAGAGCCGAAACGCAGCGACGCCAAUGGAGACGCCACCAAAGAGGAAGUGAUGUCAUACAAGAACAACAUGACAAAAAGGUCCACCAGCCGAGCCGUGGAGCCGGAGGAAGCGGAGGCCAUCCUGGAGACGGAGCAGCGUCUGGAGAAGAUCCAGCUGAGCCUCCAGCAGAAGGGGAGCCAGGAGCUGGAGCAGCUGAGACACCGACAGGUGGAGGCCGAGCAGGAGCUGGAGGAGCUGAAGAAGAAGAGGGAGGAGAGGCGUCGAGUCCGGGUGGAAGAGGAGCGUCGGAGGGAGGAGGAGGAGCAGCAACGGAUGGCCAAAGAGGAGGAGGAGAGGAGACGGAUGAAGGAGGACAUCGAGAGGAGGAGGACGGAGGCAGCCGAGAGGAUGAAGAGCCUAAGUUCGUCCAGCGUGGACGGAGACGAGAUGUUCAGUCCCUUCAGUCCCAAAACUCCCACUCACAAGAUCACAGAGAGGACGGAGUCGCUGAACCGCUCGCUGAAGAAAAGUAACAGCUUUAAGAAGACGCAGCCUCUCGUCGUGCUGCCCAAGAUCGACGACAAACUGGAACAGUACGCCCACGCUGUGGAGAACUCGCAGGAGGUCCGGGCAGUGAAGGCAUCACUGACCGACCUGCCCAGCUCACCUGAGGUCGUCGCCGCCAAGAAAAACCUGUUUGAGGCCGGAGAAGCCUGGAGCCAGAGUCCCACCAAGGGAGCCACCUGCAAGGACGCUGAGGGGUUGAAGGUGGGCGUGGCCAACCGGAUCACUCAGUGGGCGAAGGGUUCGUCUGACGGCAGCAGACAGUCACUCUGCAAACCGACCGACGUGAGGCCUGGAGAUGUGAUGCAGAAAAAGAACAUGUGGGAGAUUAUUGGAGACUCAACAGGGCAGACUGGACAAAGAGCCAAGGGCUCAGCAGCUGGUAAAAAGUACAAAUUUGUGGUCACUGGUCACGGAAAAUAUGAGAAGAUCCCUGUGGACGGUGAGGACGGAAGAGAGUUCACUAAUGGAGAGUCUGAUUUAUAUCAAGAUGAUUACUGAGGACAUGUCGCCUCUUCACGUCUAUCAGACUCAAUAUUUCAUCUAUAUCCAAUAAAUCACUUUUUCUGACUCUCUCAGUUGGACAACUACAAACCAACAGCUCAAGUGCAAAAUAUUUGAUCAUCACAUGUCUAUAUUUGUUCAAUUUCCCCCUUGUUUUUGUAUUUUCUGACAUUCAGUUUCUAUUAUUAUGUAUAUAUCUGACUGUGAGCUUUAAUGUGUCUGUAUUAUUCUUGACUACAGUGUUUAGGUGUCUGGCUGAUCCUUAUAUGAUGGUGUGUAGGGAAAUCUAAAAGUCUUUUGAAUAGAAAAAGUUUACAGUCAUGUAGAAUUGAUGGAUCACACUUUGUUAUCUGCACUUAAACUUUGGCUAAAGAACAAUCUGAAACAGUUGAGCUCGGGAGAGACAACUGUAACAGCAGAGUUAAUGCUGAUGAUAAAAAUAACACUGGCAGUAUGAAAACCAAUUUAUUAUGACUUGGCUCACUUUGUGCAGCCAUGUACCCAAAAUAGAGGCCAUUGAUUUGGUGUCUGUUACAUCUCAACAACCUUUAUCAACUGAUCUAUACAAUCAAACUGUAUUUCCUGUGUAUGUUUUUAUCAGCUCUCUCUCUGUGUACUACUGCAGACAUUUUUUACUUUUAAUAUCAUGUACUGAGCUUUCUGAUUGUAUGUGUUUAUAACCCCUUUUCUUAAAUAAAUUAAAAUAAUUUUCUAA